GUCGAGUUCCUUCCAAGCCACCGCUUCAGUGCAGCAGCCGUGUGGCAACGAUGGCGAGAAAGCUACCCCGACGGUCGCUGCGCGCAGCCCGACUCAAUCACCUUCUUCACCGGGGUGCCAACCCACUACAUGCGGCUGCUACAAGAGUUCGACCGCAUGCCUCUGCAGCUGCAGAGGAAGUCAGCCCUUGCCGCCAGCAAGCUGCGGCUCAUGAUGAGCGGCUCUGCCUCAUGCCCGGACGUGCUCAUGCGGCGAUGGCACCAAGUCACGGGUCAGAGGCUGCUGGAGCGAUACGGGAUGACAGAGUUCGGCAUGGCCCUCACCAACCCGUUGCUGGGAGAAAAGAAAUCCGGCUCAGUAGGCGUGCCACUCAGAGGGGUUAAGGUGAAACUAGCAGACACUGCAAAGGAUCGGCACAGCAGCAGCAACAGCACUGGCACUGCACGAGCCAUGCUGGGUCACUUGUCUGCUCCAGGGGCAUUCAGCAGUAGCAGCAGCAGCAGCAGCAGUGGUGGUGGCAGCAGUGUUGACAGCAGCAGUGCCAGCAGCGGCAGUGGGACGUGGAGUGGGGGGUGGGGAGAGCUACUGGUGAAGAGCUCUGGCAUGUUCCUGCGAUACUGGAACCAACCCCAGGAAACAGCAGAGGCGUUCAACCCACAGGGGUGGUUCCGGACGGGCGAUAUUGCAUCGGUGGAUAGUCAUGGGUACUGGCAGAUCCACGGCAGGGCGAGUGUGGACAUAAUUAAAACGAGGGGCUUCAAGGUUUCUGCGCUGGAGAUCGAGUCGAAGCUGCUGGAGCAUCCUCUCAUAUCCGAGGCAGCAGUGCUGGGGGUGCCGGAGAGGCAGCAGGGAGAGGCGGUGGCGGCAGUGGUGGUGCUGGGAGCAGCACAGCAGCAGCACCACACCCAGGGGCAGCGGCAUGGCGCUACUGGGGGAGGUGUUACUGAAACCAGCGAGGCAGCACCUGGGGAGCAUGCUGCCAUCACUCUUGAUGAGCUGAGGAAAUGGGCAACCCCCCGUAUGGCUCACUAUAAGGUGCCAUCCCGCCUGAGAGUGGUUGCCACCAUGCCACACAACGCCAUGGGGAAG
Closterium sp. Naga37s-1 is the source of this 1089-nucleotide messenger RNA. The record is from the annotation of a GenBank genome assembly. NCBI's taxonomy places the organism in Eukaryota, Viridiplantae, Streptophyta, Zygnematophyceae, Desmidiales, Closteriaceae.